AGUCAACCGUUAGGGCUUCCCGGUCAUUUCAAUUGUCGGAAAAAAUUUUGGACUAACAAAUGCUCCGACUCCCCCGAAUUUUCCGAGUUCCGCCGCCGUCGCUGAUUCCGACGCCGCCGUGCUAAUUGAAACUUCCGAUUUGUCAAUUAAGCAUUUCUGAAACUCCGGGAAUGGCUUCUUCGGAGGCCAAUUCCCGCCUCGGCCAAGUGGUGGUUCCCGCCCUCGAUCAGAUCAUCAGAAACGUCUCGCGGCGGAAGCACGCGAAGCUCGUUUCCGAUUGCAAAUCGGCCAUUGAUAACCUCAAUGGAACGGUUCAGAGUCGCUCUCCGACCGCGGCUACCGCCGCGUCCUCGCCAUCGAAAGGGGUGUCCGAUCCGGAGGAGGCGUCGCUCGCCGGAGUUGUUCUCGGCCUCUCAUUGCUGGAAUCGGAGGUAAUUCUGAACCCUAUAAUCGAUGCGCUGUCUCUCAAUCAAAUUAAAGUCUCGGCGCACGCUCUGGAGGCGGUGCAGAGACUGAUCGCCGGAGCGUUUCUGCACGGCGAGCCCAGCCACGGCGGGGAUCCCGGCGCGAAAUUGCUGGCGAAAUUGAUCGAUUCGGUGUGCAAGUGUCACGAUUCCGGCGACGAGAACGUCGAAUUGAUGGUGAUCAAGGCGCUCCUCUCGGGGGUCGCUUCUGUGCCGCUGCGCAUACACGGCGACUGUUUAUUGCACGUUGUGAAGACCUGUUACGAUAUAUAUUUGAUCAGUAAGAACGUAGUGAGCCAGACGAUUGCAAAGGGGACAAUGGCUCAGAUUUCAGCUUUUGUGUUUAGGAGAAUGGAGGCUGAUUCUGUAGCCAUUUCAUUACUUCCAGUUGUUGCAGCAGAGCUCAUGGAGGCUCCUAGCAAGCCGAACGACGACAAUUCAGUGACAUUGUUUUCGUUAGGUUUCAUAACUAAGAUAUUGCAGGAUAUUGAUGUGGUUAAUAAUCCUAAGGGUAAUGGAAGGUUAGAGGUGGGGGGACAGGACGUGGAUAAAAUCCCAGAUUCGGAGGGUGGUUCUGUAGAUAAGGAUUCGUCGGACAAACGGCAGUGGGAGAUCAGUAUUUAUAAGAAGGCAUUAGAGGUAAACAAGGGAAUGGUAGAAAAUGGAGAGGGGGAAGCAACCGAUGACUUGGAUGUUCAGAUUGGGAACAAGCUAAGACGGGAUGCCUAUGUGGUUCUCCGGGCUUUGUGUAAGCUCUCGAUGCAGGCUCCAGCGAAGGAUAAUACCGUAGAUUCACAGACAAUAAAGGGGAAGAUCGUUGCCUUGGAGUUGCUCAAGGUUUUGUUGGAUAAUUCCGGGACAACAUUCAGGACAAAUGAAAGAUUUUUAGAUGCUAUAAGGCAGUACUUGUGUCUGUCAUUGUUGAAGAACAUUGCGUCACCUCUUACAGUCAUUUUCCAGCUUUCUUGCUCAAUAUUCACUAGUCUGGUCUCAUGGUUUAGAGCUGGUCUGAAGGCUGAAGUUGGAGUAUUCUUUCCUAUGAUUGUGCUUAAAGUAUUAGAAAACGUCGCACAGCCAAAUUUUCAGCAAAAAUUGACAGUGAUUCAGUCCUUGGAGAAGCUGUCUGCUGAUUCACAGAUCUGGAUAGAUAUAUUCUUUAACUAUGAUUGUGAUGUUAAUGCGACGAACAUAUUUGAGAGGGUGAUCAAUGGAUUGCUGAAGACUGCUCAAGGUGUUUCGCCGGGUGGUUCAAAUACACUCCAGCCGUCACAAGAUGUUAAUAUGAAGCAAGAAGCUAUGAAGUGCUUGAAUACUAUUUUGAAGUCCAUGGGUGACUGGAUGGACAAGCAGCUUCGUAUUUCAGUUUCUGCUUCUCCGAAGAAUGCCGAAGCUGUGGACAAUAAUAAUGAUCCUGAAAGUUUUUCUCCAGUAAGUGAAAUUGGAGACGAGCCCAGUGAACCAUCAGAUACUAAUACUGAAGCAAGUGAUAUUUCUGAGGUUUCAAGUAUUGAGCAGCGUCGAGCAUACAAACUUGAACUUCAGGAAGGCAUUUCUCUUUUCAAUCGGAAGCCCAGUAGAGGUAUUGAAUUCCUCCAGAAGGCGAAUAAGGUGGGGGCCACUCCAGAAGAGAUAGCGUCUUUCCUUAGAAAUGCAUCUGGUUUAAAUAAAAUGAUGAUUGGUGAUUAUUUGGGUGAAAGGGAGGAUUUGCCGUUGAAAGUGAUGCACGCAUAUGUGGAUUCUUUUGAUUUUCAAGGGAUGGAGUUUGAUGAGGCAAUCAGAAACUUCUUACAGGGGUUUAGAUUACCGGGUGAAGCCCAAAAAAUUGACCGUAUCAUGGAAAAGUUUGCCCAAAGGUAUUGCAAAUGUAAUCCGAAUGCCUUUACAAGUGCUGAUACAGCCUAUGUUCUUGCAUACUCUGUUAUAAUGCUCAACACCGAUGCUCAUAACCCUACAGUGAAGAACAAGAUGUCAGCAGAGGACUUUAUAAGGAACAACCGUGGUAUAGAUGAUGGGAAAGAUCUACCAGAGGAGUAUAUGAGAUCUUUAUUUGAGCGAAUAUCGAAGAGCGAGAUUAAAAUGAAAGACGAUGAGUUGUCUAUUCAGCAUAAGCAAUCUAUGAACUCAAACAGAAUGCUGGGCUUGGAUGCCAUCCUAAAUAUUGUAAUACGCAAACGGAGUGAAGAUAGCUUGGAGACAGGCGAUGAACUCAUGAAACUUAUGCAAGAACAAUUUAAUGAAAAGGCUUACAAAUCUGAGUCCACUUAUUAUCCUGCAGUGGAUGUGGUGAUCCUCAAAUUCAUGAUCGAGGCAUGUUGGGCUCCCAUGCUGGCUGCAUUCAGUGUUCCUCUUGACCGAAGUGAUGAUGAAGUCAUAAUAUCCCUAUGCUUGGAAGGUUUUCGCAUUGCAAUUCAUAUCACAGCGGCAAUGGCCAUGGCAAUGCAUAGGGAUGCUUUCAUUACAUCUCUGGCAAAGUUUACGUCCCUCCACUCGCCUGUGGAUAUCAAACAAAAGAACAUCGAUGCAAUCAAGGUUAUGGUUGCUAUCGCAGAUGAGGAUGGGAAUUACUUACAAGAGGCUUGGGAGCAUGUCUUAACAUGUGUUUCUCGAUUUGACCAUCUGCGUGUCUUGGGUGAAGGGGGACAACCUUAUGCAACAUUGUUUUCAAUUUCUCAGAAUGAAUUCGACAAAUCUAAACAGGCUCGGAAGAAAGGAUCUGCUGCAUCAGCUAUGUGGAGGAGUUCAUACGAUAGUAUAGGUGCAGGUGGUACUACUUUCCCGGAAAUAACAUCUACCCAGCUAAAUAACUUGUUCACUAAAUUAAACUUGCUGGAAAAAGUCGGUGAGAUGAAUCACAUAUUCGUGCAAAGCCAAAACCUCAACAGUGAGGCCAUAAUUGAUUUCGUCAAGGCGCUUUGCAAGGUAUCCAUUGAUGAACUGCGAUCCACACCUAAUCCACGGGUUUUCAGCAUUACAAAGAUAGUCGAGAUCACGAACUAUAAUAUGAAUCGGAUCAGGCUUGUCUGGUCAAAGAUCUGGCACGUGUUGUCUGAUUUCUUCGUGACCCUUGGUUGUUCAGAAAACCUUUCGAUUGCUAUAUAUGCUAUGGACACUUUACGCCAAAUUUCAAUGAAGUUCUUGGACCGAGAGGAAUUGGCUAAUUAUAACUUUCAGAACGAGUUUAUGAAGCCUUUUGUAAUCGUCAUGCGCAAGAGUAGCGCUGUUGAAAUCCGGGAAUUGAUCAUCAGAUGCGUUUCUCAGUUAGUGUUAUCGAGGGUCGAUAAUGUCAAGUCCGGAUGGAAGAGCAUGUUUAUGGUCUUCACGACAGCUGCUUACGACGACCAUAAGAACAACGUCCUCCUAGCAUUUGAAAUAAUCGAGAAGAUCGUGCGAGAUUAUUUCCCCUACAUUACUGAGACCGAAACGACUACUUUCACAGACUGUGUAAAUUGUCUUGUGGCAUUCACCAACAGCAGAGCCAACAAAGACAUUAAUCUUAACUCCAUCGGUUUCCUCCGUUUCUGCGCUGUCAAACUCGCCGAGGGCGACUUAGGCAAGCGAAAUUCCGAAAACGAUCCCCCAAUCCGAAAGGACAAGGUGGAUUAUCUCUAUUUAUGGUUUCCUCUGCUUGCAGGUUUGUCUGAACUGAGCUUCGACCCGAGGACAGAAAUCCGGAAAAGCGCUCUACAAGUGCUCUUCGAAUCCUUACGCCAGUAUGGUCAUCACUUCUCUUUGUCUUUAUGGGAAAAGGUGUUCGACUCUGUACUUUACAGAAUCUUCGACCAAGCUCUACACGCCGUUGAUCCCUACGGCAGCAACAAGCCCCCGACGCACGCAGAAGGGGAGGAAAGCCGAGAUCGGGAUGCAUCGAUCGUUGAGACGUGCACUUCUGCUCUGCAGCUUGUCGUCGAUCUGUUUAUCGAUUUCUACGACACGGUGAAUCCCCUUCUGAAUAAACUGCUGGAGAUAUUUGUCGCUUUCAUCAAGUCCACUCAUCAGACGUUCGCCGGGGUCGGGAUCGAUGCAAUGGUUCGUUUGACGAGCAAAUCCGGGGAGCUGCUCUCAUUAGACCAAUGGUUCGACGUCGUUUCAUCUCUCAAACUAGCUGCCGGCGAAACGCUACCCGAUUUUUCGUUCGUGCUCACUGAGAACAGCAAACUUUCGGAAAACUCGAAUGGAAGUGCGGCGGAGUUUGAAGCUUCGGGUGCGGAUGAAAUGGAUAAGUUGAGGAGAGAAUACUUGUCCGCAGCUAUAUCGUACGCCAAAUCCCGAGCCGCCAUUCAGAUGCUACUCGUACAAGCGAUCAUGGACAUCUACGACGCGCACGGCGACGGCCUUGCGGUGAAAAACACGAUUGUCCUCUUUGAAGCAGUCCAUUCGGUCGCGUUCCAUUCGCACAAAAUCAACGGCGAUAUAUCGCUCCGUCAGAAGCUGCAGGAACUCGAGGGCGUCACGCAAAUGCCGGACCCUCCUCUGCUUCGUCUCGAGAAUCUCUCCUACCAAAUCUGCCUCACGAUGUUGCAGACCCUCGUCUCCGACCGGAAUCCAAGCCCUCGGCACUCCGCCGAAGUCGAGACGCAUCUCAUUGGCCUCUGCCGCGAGGUUCUCCAGUUCUACGUGGAGGCUGCACGUGCAAAGCAGCUGCAGAUGCCCGGCGAUCCACCGGAAAGGCGGCCGCAGCCGCUGUGGGCUGUUCCCCUGAGCUCAGGACGGCGGAAAGAAAUGGCGGCACGGGCGCCAGUCGUUGUGGCGACUCUGCAGGCGAUUUGUGGGUUGGGCGACGUGUUGCUGGAGAAGAACUUGCCCGCCUUCUUCCCGUUGAUUUCGAGCUUGAUAAGCUGCGACCAUGGCUCGACGGAGGUACAGCUGGCGCUUAGCGACAUGCUUAUCGAGUCGGUGGGGCCGGUUUUGUUGAGUCGAGCUGUCUCGUCGUAGUUUGCUGAGAAGCUCGUCGAUGGCUGUUGGAGUUGCGGUAGAUGCGAUUGGUAAGGUUUUUUUCGAAUUUCUGGCGUGCCUGUGGCCGAUUUUAUUGAGCUGACUCGAGCCAAACAUGAUAAUAAAAUUCUUUUAAAUUUUUUUUGGAGGGAAGGUUGAGGAAUUUGUGUAGAGUGAUGAGAGGAUAUAUAGCCUUAAGAAAUACUUUUUAGUAUCUUUUGAACUUCAUUUUAUUUCCAUUUUUUGGAACAUGUUAUUGUAUAGGAAUUAUAAUUUCUAUUA
Messenger RNA from Andrographis paniculata, 5678 nucleotides. Its product is annotated as brefeldin A-inhibited guanine nucleotide-exchange protein 2-like. NCBI's taxonomy places the organism in Eukaryota, Viridiplantae, Streptophyta, Magnoliopsida, Lamiales, Acanthaceae. Gene Ontology annotation, biological process: regulation of ARF protein signal transduction. Gene Ontology annotation, cellular component: trans-Golgi network. Bases 171 to 5396 code for a protein of 1741 amino acids. The transcript is spliced from 11 exons. The record is from RefSeq and is a predicted model, not a curated record. Gene Ontology annotation, molecular function: guanyl-nucleotide exchange factor activity.